Molecule: messenger RNA, 1031 nt
Organism: Kockovaella imperatae
Lineage: Eukaryota; Fungi; Basidiomycota; Tremellomycetes; Tremellales; Cuniculitremaceae
Product: histidine phosphatase superfamily
Exons: 5
Coding region: 215-997 (260 amino acids)
Source: RefSeq, a predicted model, not a curated record
ACUGCAUCUUCAUUCCGGUUUAAACGUGGUCUGGAGCAGGCAGCUGCGCGCUCGAACGGAAAAUGGUUGAUUUAUUUUCAGGGAAAUCCUCGGCGAAAGGGGUGUUGAUCCUUUAAAACAAAACGUUUGAUUCAUCUCCUGCGGUCACGUUUGUGUCUGCUUCCUGGGCCAGUGGAAUCGAAAGGACUGAGCAUACUGGUGCUGCUCUCUCAAAAUGCUUCAAUAUCUCUAUAUCUGUCGACAUGGCUACAGAGACAACUUUGAUGUGGCACAUCAGGAUCAAGACCACAUCGGUGGCUAUGGUGAUCCUCCGUUGACGCUGCAUGGCUUAGAGCAAGCCCAAGAACUUGCUAGCUUUCUCUCCGACGAUAAUCAUCUCUCAUCGUACCCGAUCCCUGAGCGAAUCUUCUCGAGCCCAUUUUACCGUUGUGUACAGACGUCGGUGCCACUUUUGAGCCGCCUACGGCAGAGAAAGCCAGUGACCGCUGGGCUGUCUUUAGAAAACGGAGUGCAAGAAUGGUUGCUCUGUGGCACAGAGCCGAUCCCAGAACCAGCUUCUGCAACCAUGCUUGCUGCUCAUCUGGGUCCGGAUGUCAUAGACCUCUCUUAUGAGACUACUGUGUACCCGUCAUCGCGAGGUGAAUCGGAAUCGGAUCUAAAGGCUAGACUGGGAGCCUUCCUAAAUGCUUGGAUACCGAAGAUCGAUGCGGCAGGUAUAAAGUCAGCCGUGAUUGUCAGUCACGCAGCAGCUGUCAUCGUCCUUGGUAGAUUACUUUCCGGUGACUCAGAUUUGCACGUCCCUACAGGAUGCGCAUCGACAUCCCUCUAUCGCCGAACCGAAUUAACGACUGCUCAAUCUCGCAGGAGUCUAAGUCAGGCGGCUACCCAAGAAAGCAGCGUAGCGAUAUCUCAAUGGGUGCCCGUAUGGCUAGGGAGGACAGACUAUCUGGGCCGAGGAUCUGAGCGAGAAUGGCAAUUCGGUGAUCCCCAUGUCUAACUAUACGGGCGAACUCGAUGAACCUGCCUCUGAC